GGAGUUGAUCCCAUCGGCUCUCGAGCUCUCUCUCACGACAGCAUCUUCAUCCCAGAGGAGCCGGUGACCGAGGCCGGUCUGGAUCACAGCAUGUCGCAGGAAAACGUCUCAGAUAAAGUCAGGAAUCUGCAGAGGCAGAUCGCACAGGGUAUCAAGUUUGGCCAGAGGCCUCCCUGUCUAAGGAAAAGUGAAGGAGAUGAGGAGAGUUCAGAUGAGGAAGAGGUUCCGCGCAGUCCUCUGAAGGUGUUGGCUCAGGUGGAGUCUGAGCCGGCAAACACAGAGACAAAGGUAAAGCACAAACAUUAUUCACUUUUCAGAUGACAUUUUAAAGGCAAA
Messenger RNA from Labrus bergylta (ballan wrasse), 336 nucleotides. Lineage: Eukaryota; Metazoa; Chordata; Actinopteri; Labriformes; Labridae. The record is from RefSeq and is a predicted model, not a curated record.